AAACUGUCUUUGCUGGUCCCAUGCCGGCUGCGGGGCUCGUUCUCUUUGUUCUUUUCCAAGGUAAGAUGGUGCCGCUCAUCCAAUUCCCUGAGAUGCCUUGCCGUCUGGAUGGUCUGAUCAGCGGCACUCGCAGCCUUCGAUUCUGUUGCAUCCACUCAUCGCAGCCAGCACCACGAUGCCUUGAACAACGCCACACUGGCCCACGCUCUCCCGUGUAAGCACAGCUCGGGAAAAGAUAUUCCUUACGAACCGUUUUGCGCCGCAGCGUGCCCUCCCCAGGACAAUCUUGCAGUGAAGCACAGCCUGAGUCGAAAGGGCCAGUUUCAAAAACGCCCAUGCGGCGAUAAGCGCCUGUGUCUCCUCGAGUUGCUACCUGAGAAGCAGGCCAAGUUCCUCGACUGCAGCAGCGGACAGGAGGUGGGAGAGAGAUGAUGGCCGUACGAAGACCCCACCACCUUUGGCAUGACACGUGCACUUGUAUUAUAUGUAGACCAUGGGAGAGAGAGAGCUGGGCAGCACCGUCGUAGAGGACGCCUUCACGAUCAAGACAGAGGACGGGAAGACCUGUGACUAUCGCUUCUCGACAACAGCAUUUUGCGACAACGGUUGGCUGCACAAACGCCUCUCUGGAUAGACAACCACUUUCUCUCUACCACGCAGGUCCGUUGGCUGAGGAAAUGGCCAAAGUGCUGCAGAAGAGAGAGAAGAGGGGCCCUUCUUUCGCUGUCUUCCGCCCGAAGAAGAAACAAAGCGGACAGCAACAAACCGAAAAGCAUCAGCAGAAUGGUACACGGGAUCCAUACAGCACCUCUAUGAUCUCGUGUGGAUUGCGUGGAUCAUAGAGUGCCCUGCCGUCGACGAAGGGCCCGCGGGGCUGAUCAAAGGCAAUCCAGCCGCCGGCAUCCAGGGGCCUGGCGAACUGGCCGCCUGCAAGAGCCUUCGCUUUUGCCGAGUUGGCCACGUGAGCAGAGACAGCGCUCUAUUCUCCAUCUGGCCAUCAUUAUGUACGUGUGUGUGUAUGGUGCAGCACAUGACAAAGGCACCAGCCGUCGGAUUGGCGGUCAGUCAGGCUAUCCGAUUCCAUGGCAUUCUGUUGGGGCAUGUGCGGAUGUGUGUUCAGGUGUUUGUCCUCUGCAAGAAGGACCAACUCGAUCGAGAGAUCCUCACGGUCAAUCCACGCCUUUGCGCGCACAAGCGCACGCACAGAGGAAGACUUGUGUGUGCACCCCUCUGCCUGUCUGCCUGUCUGUCUGUUAGGAGGUUGGCAGCCGCAUUGUGGGCCUCCAGAUCAGGGCCGACACCUUCAAAACCACCCCCUCAACCCCCUCCGGGGAACAAGUGGUGCGGAGCUACAUCAUCCCACUCGAGCAGAUGGUGCAUCAGACGCCUGAGAGAGACGUUCUGCAGUGCAGUGCGCUGGUGCGCGACGGCGAGAAGGCAUGCAAGACAGACACGUGACAAGCAGUUGGUGUCCGUGCAAUGGGCGGAUGGAUGGAAUCAGUGAGGAAUGGAUGGACCAAUCGACUUCCGGCGAACACAACACUG
Molecule: messenger RNA, 1545 nt
Organism: Vitrella brassicaformis
Lineage: Eukaryota; Vitrellaceae
Source: the annotation of a GenBank genome assembly